CCCACUGUGUGGUGCUGGGAGGGCCGUAUUCAGACUCUCCUUCGCCCUUUCAUCACAUCUCGACCAUCUGUGCAAUACCGGAAAUAGUGUCUUUGAGGCAAUUCCAGUAUCCUGAAGAGCUAGGCUGUAUGCACAUGACAAACCUCUGGGCUCGGAAAAGGCACCAGACUGGUGGAAGGCCGUCUAUUUUCUAAGGAUCCCUGAGAAUUUGCUGUAAUUCCAGUUAAGUGGGAAGUUUUACUUUCUAUUUAAGGGGUCUCUGAUAUUUAUUUAGCAUGGGAAUAAGUGGCUCUUCCAUUGUUAAUGGGGAUGUGGGUGCAAAAGAGCUAUGUAUCAAGAGCCCACUUGGCAACAGAAGUUUUUCCCACACACUUAGUUCAUACAGUAUUCUGUUGGAGAAAGCAGACCUAAAACUGGCUACUAAGUUUCCUUUUCAGAGCUUUUGCACUUAAGCAAAUUGGUCAGAUGUUUGCUCCUCAGUAGUGGUACACAGCAGCUGCUAGACAGAAGCAGCACAGAUGUUUUUAUUUUGGUAUCUUAGUCAUGUGUUUGCUCACACUGUUCUGCUUAUGCAGCAGUAAGUUUUUAGAACUGACUUAAUAGUUUCACCUUGGUUGCCCUUUUUUGCUACUGUACAUUAAAUUAAUGCAUAUAGAAAGAUGUUCAAUCAUUUUUUAAAGAAUUGCAGACAGAGAAGCAAAGCAGAUUUUUUUUUACCUCCCUCUCCAUCCCUAUAUGUGCUUACUCACCUUAGUCUAACCAAGGAGUCCACUUGAUGGACCUUGACCUGCAUGCGUGAACUGGAUACACAUCCACAUGCAUGCUUGAAUGCAGAUGCUCUCUGUCUGCACUUCAUGGUUUUCAGCUGAAUGUGCAUUUGGAUUCAUGUUCUGGAGAGGGAAGCAUGUUUGAAAGUGCAUCUGAACGCAUCUUCCACAAAAAGCAGUGUAAUCCAGUUAGAGCACAUCUGAUUUAGGCCUACUGUUCUUGAUCUAGCCAAUGAUCUAUGCAUGGAAACCUGUUUCCUUGUGUGGAUUUGAUCAGGUUGGCUGACUCCAUGAGGCCAGUUCUAAUGACAGCACAUGCAGUUUCAGGAAACCAGGAAGCACCUGCUACUCUAACAACUGCCACUGAUCCUUCUGACAACUUGAGAAGAGCUUCAGCAGGUUUCCUGUGGAGAUUGGGCUGUGACAUCGUGCACCUACGGGCAUGGCUUGAGGCUAACUCCUGACUUGAGCCAUUAUUGACAUUGCAAGGGGCAUUCCACGCCAUAGUUUAAAGGAUCUGGCAAAGAGAAUUGGGCUCUUAGCUGCAUAUUAUCCCGGACCGGUUCAUUCCCCAUUUUAAGACCCAAGCUGAAGGAAGCAAGUAGCCAGCUGUGCCUUGUCUUUCAGCCAGCUGGUUGAGGCCUCAUGCCUGCCUGCUAUUUUCUGCUGCCAAUGUUUUGAGACAGCAUGAAAGCAGUGUGAAUGACAGCCCUGACCUCCCCCCCCCAUUUUUUUAAGCAACAGCACAACUUUCUUGCAUACCUUGAGGAGUUGUCCUAAGGUGGGGCCUCUCUUUUCUCCCAUUCUCCUACUCCCUAUGUCCACCCGUGAAACAUCUGAUUAAUGAAUGGGAGUGAAGGCGGUAGAGUGAUUUUUUUCUUUAUUGUUGUUUUUGCAAAGCUAAUCAUUGUUGGUUUUUCCAGUGAGCUUAUUACAGCAACCGAUGGAGGGCAGAUUUCACUGGACUGGUUUGACAAUCAUGAUAGCAUUCAUUACCCAGAUUCCAGCACCAGACCCACUAUCCUCUUGCUGCCUGGCCUCACGGGAACUAGCAAGGAAUCCUACAUUCUCCAUAUGAUUCAGGAGAGCAAAACACUGGGCUACAGGUGUGUGGUUUUAAACUAUCGAGGAAUUGCUGGUGAAAAUCUCUUGACCCCAAGGACUUACUGUGCUGCUAAUACAGAGGAUUUGGAAACCGUUAUUCAUUAUGUACACAACUUGUACUCCUCAGCUCCGUUGAUGGCAGCAGGUGUUUCUAUGGGAGGCAUGCUCCUUUUAAAUUAUUUGGGCAAAACUGGCAGAGAAACACCACUGAAGGCAGCUGCAAUUUUUUCAGCAGGAUGGAAUGUUUUUGAAUCUGCAGACUCACUGGAAAAGCCAGUGAACUGGUUUCUCUUUAAUUACUACUUAACCAGCUGUCUACAAUCUUCAAUUAUUAGACACCGGGAAAUGUUUGAUAAGCUGUUCAAUAUGAACCUUGUCAUGAAGGCUAAGACCAUUAGGGAAUUUGAUAAGCAGUUCACCUCAGUCAUGUUUGGCUACCCUACAAUUGAGGAUUACUAUGCAGAUGCUAGUCCAUGCCGUAGACUGAAGAGAAUUGGAAUUCCAGUGUUGUGCUUAAAUGCUAUGGAUGAUGUCUUCUCACCAAACCAUGCCAUACCAGUAGAAAUUGCAAAACAAAAUCCUAAUGUGGCUUUGAUUCUUACUUCUUGUGGAGGCCAUAUUGGUUUUCUGGAAGGACUGUGGCCAAGAAGAUGCACAUACAUGGACAGAGUCUUCAGACAAUUUGUUCAAGCUGUGUUUGAGCACGGAAGCAAAAUCCUUAACAUAUAGCAACUUAUCAGAACCAUGACUGCAGCACAGUUGCAUAUUAUGAUCAGGGUAACGAAGCUUAAUGCACACGAUUUAGCAAAUAAGCCAGCAAAUGGAUGAAAUCCAUUAUUAGGAGCGAAAUAUAGUUUGCUUUGAUAAUUUUGCAAUAUAGUUACUUUUUUAUUUUAACAUGCCUUAUAAGAAUGACCUUAAAUAAAAAGAAUACUCUGCACACAUUAAAUUGCACUUAACCAAAACCAUGUAAGUAAACCAAUAAAAAUUACUCAGGUUUUUUAUUUAUUUAGAUAAUUUAUUUAGGAAUCUUGCAUACUUGUUCACAUGCACAUAACAUUCAAAACCAUGAUUCUAUUGUAAUACAUGAAGUGGGCUUGUCUCUAAGGGCACUUAUGGAGGAAAUGCUUUAGGAAGAUUUUAAAAGUAAUGCAAAUAGGAGUUUAAAAAGCCAUCAUUAACUUUAGCCAUGGGCUACAAUAGCAUUACAGCACUUUAGACCCUAUGGGGAUUAUAUGUACUGUUUUUUCAUUUAUGUUGAUGCCAUAUAUGUCUUACUUUUUAAACAUUGUUAAUUAACUUAAUAACAUUUAUAUUUAUACCAGAUGUUUUAUGUUGAAAUGCAGAAUGGAAAUAAAUUACAUUUUUAAAGAAA
Molecule: messenger RNA, 3246 nt
Organism: Podarcis raffonei (Aeolian wall lizard)
Lineage: Eukaryota; Metazoa; Chordata; Lepidosauria; Squamata; Lacertidae
Gene: ABHD3
Product: abhydrolase domain containing 3, phospholipase
Exons: 8
Coding region: 1611-2600 (329 amino acids)
Biological process (GO): medium-chain fatty acid biosynthetic process; phosphatidylcholine metabolic process; medium-chain fatty acid catabolic process
Molecular function (GO): glycerophospholipid phospholipase A1 activity; monoacylglycerol lipase activity; acetylesterase activity
Source: RefSeq, a predicted model, not a curated record